UUCCAUCAUGAGUGCGAAGCUGUGGACGGAGGAGCAGUUUAACUGCCCCGUGUGUCUGGAUCUCCCCAAUGACCCCGUCACCAUCCCCUGUGGCCACAGCUACUGCAUGUCCUGCAUCAAGGACUACUGGAGCAAGGACGACCCCAAGGGGAUCUACAGCUGCCCCCAAUGCCGCCAGACCUUCUGCCCCAAGCCCAUCUUAUCCAGGAACACCAUGCUGGCCGAGGCCGUGGAGCAGCUCCGCAAAGGGGCCAGCAAAGCCGCAGUACGUGAGUCCAUGCGGAUCGCCCGUGGAGGAGCCCCCUCGUCCAAAUCCAAAGGGAGGCUCUCCUCCUCUGCUGUGCCCUGCGACAUGUGCAAAGGAGAGCAGCGGGCGGCGGUGAAGAGCUGCCUGGUGUGCAUGAGCUCGUACUGUGAAGCCCACCUGAAGCCCCACCAGACCAAGAAGGCCCUGAAGCAGCACGAGCUCAUCGCACCCACCAGCAACCUGGCCGAGAAGAUCUGCACCCAGCACAAGUACCUGCAGGAGUUCUACUGUCGCCACUGUAAGGUGUUCGUCUGCUGGCUGUGCACCAGCAGCGACAUGCACAAAGGCCACGAGUGUGUGUCCACCAAGGCCGAGCGCCUCGAGAAACAGAAAGUGAUGGGGGAGCUGCAUACAGAGAACACUCAGAGGCUGAAGGACAGAGAGCAGGAGCUGAAGGACAUGAAGAAGAUGAUGGAGGUGGUGAAGCGCUCUUCAGACAGGGUGCACGACGACAUGGAGCAGGUGCUGUCGGAGCUGCAGCGCUCCGUGGAGCGUCUGCAGGAGCUGCUGGAGGAGGCGCUGGACCAGGCCAGCCAGGAGAAGAUGGGCCAGGCUCAGGAGGUGGUCGACAGCCUGGAGGCCGAGAUCAGGGAGCUGAAGAAGAGGGAGACGGAGAUGAAGGACCUGGCUCGCUGUGAGGACCACAUCCACUACCUGGAGACGUAUGAGUCCCUUAGCAGCCCUCUGGAGUCCGGAGACCUGCCGGCUGUGACGGUGAAUGCAGAAGCUUCCUUCGAACCGGUACGAGACGCCGUCCUGGACCUCAGGGACAAAGUGGAGGACCUGUGCAACCAAGAGCUGAGCAAGAUCAAUAAACAAGUCAGCGACACGACUCUGUUCACUCUGGGAGACGCUAACCGGAACUCGGGACAGAAAGGAGGGAUUUUUAAAUUGUUUUCUGGUCUGGGUUCUCGCAGCACAAACAGCCGUUCACCAGCUCCCACACCCAGCAUCUCAGUGGGAUCACGCAGCACAGACAGACGAGGGAUUGGUAUAGGCCUUAAAAGUCAAGACGUGAGGAGCAGAGACACACCAAGAGCAGAUCGAGGAAACACGAGCUCACCCAGACUGCGGGACAGAAACCGGAGAGAGGACAGAGAGACAGUGAGGGAGAGCACCCACAGACCCAGCCCCAGACCCAGCCCCACUCCCAGCCGCAGAGAGUCCCAGUCUCUGUGGAGCCGGUCCAGUCAGAGCCAGGCUGCUGCAGCCCCGUCCCCGGUCCCCGUCAGCCCAGCUCCUGCUCCAGCUCCUGCUCCAGCUCCUGCUCCAGCCCCGGCUCCUGCUCCUGCUCCAGCUCCUGCUCCUGCAUCAAGUGGAGGUUCAGGGUUCAGUCGGAUGGCGUCCAUCGGCAGCAUCAGCAGCAUCUUCCGCUCCCAUCGGCGUGGCACCACCCCGGCUACUCCUGCUGCUCCUACAGGAAACCCAUGGGGGAUGAAUGCGGUGCCUGAAACACCCACAGAAAUUAACCCCGGUCUCUUCUUGGACCUGCCCACUCCGACCACCAUGAAUCACGCUCCUGCUUUCCCUGCAUUGAGAGAAAUCAACCUCGACAGCAUCCAGGCGCCCGAGCCGAGGACCAGAGAGGAGUUCCUACAGUACGCUGUGAUCUUGACUCUUGACCCGAACACGGCCCACCGGCGGCUGGCUCUCUCUGAGGGCAACACUAAGGCCACCCUGCAGGGGGCGGCCCAGCCCUACCCCGACUCCCCCCAGCGCUUCGAUGGCUGGACCCAGGUGAUGUGCACCGCCCCGCUGUACGGCCAGCGCUGCUACUGGGAGGUGGAGUGGAGGGGGCGGGGCUCCUCGAUGGGCGUGGUCUACGGGGCGCUGAGCAGGAAGGGCUCGGACGCCCGGGCGGGGCUCGGCUACAACGCCCGGUCCUGGAGCCUGGAGCUGUCGGACACCUGCUGCUCCGCCAUGCACGACAACGAGAAGAAGGACAUCCCGGUCACCUACUCGCCCCGGCUGGGCCUCUACCUGGACCUGUCGGUGGGCUCGCUGGCCUUCUACAGCGUGGCCGAGACCAUGACCCACCUGCACACCUUCCGCACCAACUUCACCCAGCCGCUGUACGCCGCCUUCGGGGUGGGCAGCGGGGUCGGGGUCGGGCUGGACUUCGCUCUGGGACAGUUCAGCUCCAGCUCUGACAGCAUCAAGAUCUGUCCCAUGUGAGGCUGCACCCAGAACACUCAAAGUACAAACUGACUGAAAGGGUUCUGGUUGCACCUGAAACCUUUUUCUUAUUUAAAGUGCACUUAGUGGAAGUUGGAUGGCUGAAUAUAAAUGUCCAGCCUCUGGACUUAGGAGCUGAAAUUUCAGCCGUAAAGACAGGCCUCGAGUCUGUUUCAUUCGUCUGUUCAUCUCAAAAGAUAACUACAUUUAUAGGCUUUUAUGUGAGUGAACAAAUUAUAUUCAUACAUUUCUUUUCACCCAGUCCAACACAGAAAUUAUUCUAAAUGAGGACAUGACAUUGACUAAAUAAAUUGGGUAUAACAGACCUUUUCUUAGCCUAUAUUUGGCACAACACUGCAAAAAAGUUGUUUAUACAGGUGCAUCUCAAUACAUUAGAAUAUGAUGUAAAAGUAAAUUUCCAGUAGUUCAAGUCAAACAGCCCCAACCAAGUAUUGAGUCAUAUAGAUGGACAUACUUUUCAGAGGCCAACAUUUCCAUAUUAAACAUACUUUUUAAAAUUGGUCUUUUGUGAUAUUCACAUUUUUUGAGACACUGAAUUUUAGGUCUUCAUUAA
Centropristis striata (black sea bass) is the source of this 3056-nucleotide messenger RNA. RefSeq names its product tripartite motif containing 25, like (gene trim25l). Gene Ontology annotation, molecular function: protein binding; zinc ion binding. Lineage: Eukaryota; Metazoa; Chordata; Actinopteri; Perciformes; Serranidae. The coding region runs from base 8 to 2482 and encodes 824 amino acids. The record is from RefSeq and is a predicted model, not a curated record. The transcript has 16 exons.